AUGUCUCGCAAAACUUCAAGCCAGUUUACAAGUCAUAAAAAAAGUGAAAGAUACGAAAAUUUUUCUGAUGAAAAAAAUAAAAUAAAUUCUCAUAGUAAAAGGAGGUCAACUGAUUCCCAUAAAAGACAAAAGUAUUCUCACGAUUAUUCCGAAUUUUCUUAUACUUACAAAGAAUACUCGGAGAACUCUUACGUUUCGGAUCGGAAAGAGGAGUCUUCUAAAUGUGACAAUUCUAAGAAUAAAUCUUACGGAAAUUGUGAUGGAAAUUAUGAAGAAAAACAUGAAAAACCUUGGGUAGAACAUUUAUUUGAUAUUAUGGCUGAAGAUAAUGAAGAUUUUUCAUCAAUGUUUUAUCAAGAAACCAUCAACAGCAGUAGUAGUAGUUAUACAUAUGAAAGAGUUUCGGAAAUUAAUGAUAUGUCAGAAGAAGAAUAUGCUAAUUACAUUCGUAAGGGAAUGUAUGAAAAACAACAUGAACAAGAGAAUGAAUAUUUCAAGAAAUGGAAUGAAUUUGAUAUUAAAGGAGAUUCAAUAAUUAAAUUUCAAGAUAUUCCUUGGCCCAUUAAAGAUAUAACCAAAUUAACUCGAAAAAAUGUUGAAGAAUUUUUAUUAUAUGGAAUUAAUGAUCGUUUAGAAAUAAAAUCCAUGUUACGUAAUGAACAAAUACGAUUUCAUCCUGAUCGUUGGCAACGGUUUAUUAAACGAAUUCCCACAGAUAAACAACGAGAAAAAAUUAUGAACACUGUUACGGAAAUUUCUCGAACCCAAAGUUCAAUCAAUGGUUACGGUUAUCAUGUAUUAAAGGUCCAAGAAAAAUCUCCUGCUCAAAAAGCAGGAAUAGAACCCUUUUUUGACUAUAUAAUUGGGAUCAACGGGAUAUCUUUGGAACCGGAUACACAUAUAUUUCAAGAAAAAUUACUUUCUAAUAUUGAUAAAGAAGUAAAAUUAAUUCCAAGUAAAACUUGGACGGAUAAUACGGAAAAUGGAAUUAUCGGAUGUAUUAUUCGGUAUUGUUCUUAUGAGGGAAUCAAUGAACAUGUUUGGCAUAUAUUAGAAAUAGCUCAAAAAAGUCCUGCGGAAAUGGCUGCAGAUUAUGUUAUUGGAACACCACAUGAGACGUUGCGAAAUGAAAGUGAUUUUUAUGAUUUGGUAGAUAAUCAUUUAGGAAGACCUCUUCGCCUUUAUGUAUAUAAUUCGGAUGUUGAUGCUUGUCGAGAGGUUACUAUUGUUCCAAAUAGCGAAUGGGGUGGUGAAGGAUUUUUGGGAUGUGGAGUCGGUUAUGGAUAUUUACAUAGAAUUCCUAAAACAUAUAAAUAUCAAUCACUUAAAAGAAAAUUUGAAUUAUCAUGGGAUCCUUCUUCAUUUCCACAUCUUAAUUCACCAAAUCCAUCACCACAAUUAGUUAAUAAGGAUGAUGAUAAUAAUUAUUCAGAUAUAACCACAUUUGUUUCUAAUGAUUCCAAUAUUUCUAAUGAAAACAAAGGAGCUAACGAAAUUGAAUCAGUUGAAAACAUUGAAAUAACAACGACAACAAUAGAAUCUGGUGAUACUGGUUUCAAAUCUAUCGAUGAGAAAUCAGAAUGA
This is a messenger RNA of Diversispora eburnea, 1584 nucleotides long. The record is from the annotation of a GenBank genome assembly. Lineage: Eukaryota; Fungi; Glomeromycota; Glomeromycetes; Diversisporales; Diversisporaceae.